Molecule: messenger RNA, 6093 nt
Organism: Anoplopoma fimbria (sablefish)
Lineage: Eukaryota; Metazoa; Chordata; Actinopteri; Perciformes; Anoplopomatidae
Product: electrogenic sodium bicarbonate cotransporter 1-like
Biological process (GO): bicarbonate transport; regulation of intracellular pH; transmembrane transport
Cellular component (GO): plasma membrane; basolateral plasma membrane
Molecular function (GO): sodium:bicarbonate symporter activity; monoatomic anion transmembrane transporter activity; solute:inorganic anion antiporter activity
Source: RefSeq, a predicted model, not a curated record
GCGUCCAGAACACACAACCCAAAAAGCCCUUGUUUCUCUUCAAGAUGACACCUGGACACGACCUGAACCGGGCCAGCGCGACGUGAGGACCGGCUGCCUCCAGUCUCUCUCGAUCUGUAGCCGUCGGAGGAAUCAUUCCAGCGAGAUAGAUCCGUUCUCCUCGACUUCUUUCUUUACUUUUUUUUUUGUUUUGUAUCCACUUGGAAAGCGUGACGUCUAACAGUAGUCGCAGAUUUCCCAACACCGACUCCCCGGAGCUUCUCCAACGACGCCAGACUGAUCGGAACUUUAAAAGGCGAACUUUACGCACCAUGAGUUCUGAAAAGAAAGUGGAGGAUGAGGCAGUCUUGGACAGAGGAGCUUCCUUUGUCAAACAUGUCUGUGACGAAGAGGAAGUGGAAGGUCACCACACUGUGUACAUUGGCGUGCACGUUCCCAAGAGCUACCACCGGAGGAGACGCCACAGACGCAAGUCCAGCCACAAGGAGAAGCGGGAGCGACCCGAACACAGUACGGAGGGCUACAAGUCGGAUGGGGAUUACGUGGACGAAACCACCGCGAACGUCCUCAAGCCUCUCAUUUCUCCAGCUGAGAGGAUCCGGUUUAUCCUGGGUGAGGAGGACGAUGGCCCCCCGCCUCCUCAGCUCUUCACCGAGCUGGACGAACUACUGUCCGUGGACGGGCAGGAGAUGGAGUGGAAGGAGACGGCCAGAUGGAUCAAGUUUGAGGAGAAGGUGGAGGAGGGCGGAGAGCGCUGGAGUAAGCCACACGUGGCCACGCUGUCCUUGCACAGCCUGAUGGAGCUCAAAACGUGCAUCGAGAAGGGCACCAUCCUGCUGGACCUGGAGGCCUCCACGCUGCCGCAGGUUGUCGAGUUGAUCACUGACAGCCAGAUUCAGAUGGGUCAGUUGAAGGCGGACCUGAAGGAGAAGGUCACGUACACGCUGCUGCGGAGGCAUCGCCACCAGACCAAGAAGUCCAACCUGCGCUCCCUCGCUGACAUCGGCAAGAGUGUAUCCAGUGCAAGUAGGCUGUUUACCAACCAGGAGAAUGGUAGCCCGACGACGGCCCACAGAAACCUCACCUCCAACAGCCUGAGUGACUUCUCUGACAAACCAGAGAGGGAUCAGCUGAAGAACAAGUUCAUGAAGAAACUGCCCCGCGAUGCGGAGGCGUCCAACGUGCUGGUUGGAGAGGUGGACUUCCUGGAAACUCCCUUCGUGGCGUUCGUCCGUCUGCAGCAGGCCGUGAUGCUGGGGGCUCUGACGGAGGUCCCGGUGCCAACAAGAUUUCUCUUUGUCCUGCUGGGCCCCAAAGGGAAAGCGAAGUCCUAUCAUGAAAUUGGAAGAGCCAUUGCCACCCUGAUGUCAGAUGAGGUGUUCCAUGAUAUUGCCUAUAAAGCGAAGGACAGGCAGGACCUGCUGGCUGGUAUCGAGGAGUUCCUGGAUGAGGUCAUCGUCCUGCCCCCCGGAGAGUGGGACCCCAACAUCCGGAUAGAGCCACCCAAGUCUCUGCCCUCCUCAGACAAGAGGAAGCACAUGUAUGUCGGAUUAGAGGCGCCUCAGAUGAACGGCGACACUCCCCAUGAUGCGGGACAUGGAGGGGGAGGAGGACACGAGGUCGGAGAGGAGCUCCAGCGCACAAGAAAGUUUUGUGGAGGUCUUGUCCUGGAUAUCAAGAGGAAGCUGCCAUUUUUCGCCAGCGACUUCUAUGAUGCAAUACACAUCCAGUCUCUGUCGGCCAUCUUGUUCAUCUAUCUGGGCACAGUCACCAAUGCGAUCACAUUUGGAGGCCUACUUGGUGACGCAACGGAAAACAUGCAGGGAGUGUUGGAAAGUUUCCUGGGGACGGCACUGACAGGAGCAGUGUUCUGUCUGCUGGCCGGUCAGCCACUGACGAUUCUCAGCAGCACAGGCCCGGUGCUUGUGUUUGAAAGACUCCUUUUCACCUUCAGCAAAGACAACGAGCUGGACUACCUCGAGUUCCGGCUGUGGAUCGGCCUGUGGUCGGCUGUAUUCUGUCUGGUGCUGGUCGCCACAGACGCCAGCUUCCUGGUGCAGUACUUCACCCGAUUCACCGAGGAGGGCUUCUCCGCUCUCAUCAGCUUCAUCUUCAUCUACGACGCGUUCAAGAAGAUGAUCAAGCUGUCUCACCACAACCUGAUCAACUCCGACUACGACCCCAACCUCAUCACCCUCUACGACUGCAGCUGCAUGCCCGGCAACUCAUCAAAUCUGACUGAUGUCCCGUGGAUAAACAGUACUAAUGUGCUAGUGAACGCCACCUGGGAGACCCUGACGAAGCAGCAGUGUGUGACGUAUGGAGGCCGGCUGGUUGGAGACGCCUGUGGCUACGUGCCUGACAUCUCCCUGAUGUCCCUCAUCCUGUUCUUUGGGACCUACACCUGCUCCACGACGCUGAAGAAGUUCAAGACGAGCCGCUUCUUCCCCACCACAGUGAGGAAGCUCAUCAGUGACUUUGCGAUCAUCUUGACCAUCUUGCUCUUCUGCGGCGUGGACGCCUUCGUCGGGGUGGGAACUCCAAAGCUCAUUGUGCCAAGUGAAUUCAAGCCCACGAGUCCACUGAGGGGCUGGUUUAUUCCUCCCUUUGGCGGGAACCCUUGGUGGGUGUACCUGGCAGCCACAAUCCCCGCUCUGCUGGUCACCAUUCUGAUAUUUAUGGACCAACAGAUCACCGCCGUGAUUGUCAACAGGAAGGAGCACAAACUCAAGAAAGGUGCUGGCUAUCACUUGGAUCUCUUCUUGGUGGCCAUCCUGAUGAUUAUCUGCUCUUUCAUGGGCCUGCCGUGGUACGUGGCCGCCACUGUCAUCUCCAUCGCCCACAUCGACUCUCUGAAAAUGGAGACCCAGACGUCAGCCCCCGGGGAGCAGCCCAAAUUCCUGGGUGUCAGAGAGCAAAGAGUCACCGGUAUCUUUGUGUUCCUCCUGACGGGACUGUCCGUCUUCAUGGCCCCUAUCCUCAAGUUCAUUCCCAUGCCGGUGCUCUACGGUGUGUUCCUCUACAUGGGUGUGGCGUCACUCAAUGGGGUCCAGUUCAUGGACCGGCUGCAGCUUCUCCUGAUGCCCGCCAAGCACCAGCCGGACCUCAUCUACCUGCGGCACGUCCCCCAGAGACGCAUCCACUUCUUCACCUUCAUCCAGGUCCUGUGUUUGGCCCUCCUCUGGAUCCUCAAGUCCACCGUGGCGGCCAUCGUCUUCCCCGUCAUGAUCUUGGCAUUGGUUGCCGUCCGUAAGGCGAUGGACUACGUGUUCUCCCAGCACGACCUCAGCUACCUGGACGACGUCAUCCCGGAGAAAGACAAGAAGAAGAAAGAGGAUGAGAAGAAAAAGAAACACAAGAAGAAGGGAAGCAUAGAUAGCGAAAUCGAAUUUUCUGACUACCCCUACAAUGAAAAUAUACCCAGUAUAAAAAUCUCUAUGGAUAUGAUGGAGCAGGAGCCCAUGUUGGGUGAUAACUCUAAGGAUAGAGAUCCAUCCCAGACUGUCCUUAACCCGCAUUCGACGUGCUGAGCACUACUUUGAGUCUCCCACCGUGGCCGAGUGAUCUUGACAAAGGUUCGUACAAAAAGUGUUUGCCUCAGAUUCAAAUAAACAAGGGCUCUGAAGAUACAACUCGCUUCUGGAGGAAGGGCUCCGAAACAGAUCUGUGAAUGAAUUAUCAAAAGGAGCAGCGGAACCAGCACAAAAUGGCAAACAUCCUUUUUUUUUUUUUGUACUGUAGUACCACAUUGUUGUUGUUGUUAUUGUUAUUAUUAUUAUUCCCUGUGUGAGGAUUUAAAUCAGAAGGGCUGGAAGUAUUUGUCUUAAAAUUAAAAACGCUUUGGUGGUACUGACUUUAAAAUGAGGACUGACACAGGAUACGUUUGCAUUCUUCCUCCGCAUGAGUUCUAGCAGAAAACAAAAGGGCUACUCAAGGUCAAUGCAGCUUUUAUGUGACAUUAAUAACUUAUGAAUGUGUACGCUAAUGAGCGUCCAGCUAAAAAGGAUGUCCGGGGUUUGGGAAGUUUGUAGAAUACAGAUGGAUCAGGAAGUUUUUUUUGGUUUUUUUUUUUAAAUCAAUUUAUUCCAAAAAACAGAACCAGCCUCUCUUCUUAUAGAACUGUUUUUAUAAAGUAGCCUAGUUAUUUUAAAUAUUCCUUGUGGAGUUUAAAUCAUAACUCCUGGAAUCUAAAGAGUAAAAAAAACAAACAUGGUGGAGGUACCUACAUAUGGAGGCGAGAAUACACAUAAAAAUCCUCUUUUACUUGUAGCAAACAAAAGGGCUACAGAAGGUCAUCUGUGCACAGGCAUGAGCGGACAUUCAUUUUGUAUUUAUGGGCAUAUCAAUUAUUUAUCACACAUCCAUCUCCGGCUGCAUAUGCAUAAAACACAUCCAAGAGAUCGCGUAAGAAUACCAUGUUGGUUUCAUUGUGGUAGGAAGUGAAUGGUUGAACACCGUACAGACUGGAAUUUCUGUUUUUGUCCAUUUUUUUUUAUUUUUUUCCCAUUAUUUCUUCCCCUUUGUUCUAUAUUUAUUAUAUUUAAACUCUCGGCAAAUGAAUUUGCUGUUCGAACCUAAAGUAUGGCUUUACCAUAUAACUUCCCCAUUUGUGCUAAUUUGAAGAUAUUCUUUCUGUGGUCUGUAUCCACUUGGCUGUCUCCUCCCUGUUUUAGGGAGAUCUAGAUGUAUUCUACCUGUAUGUAGCUCUACCUCUCAUAUUUCUGUAGGUGCCAGGCAUUCUAUUUUAAACAUCUGUUGUGCAAUUAUUUGUGAUCAAACACUGAUUUUUUUUUUUUUUUUUUUUUUCCACUGGCACUGCAUAGGAUCUCUGAAUCUUCACUUUGAGUUCCUUUUUGCUGUGUGACACUUAAUAUAUUGUAUAUUUGUUUGUCAAUAUGAAAUGAUUAUGUAUGAUUUUUUUGCCAUGUUUUUAAGGGUAAUUCCACCAGAAUAUUUUUCUUCCCAAAAACAUUUUUUUUUUCUUUUUUUCUUUUAAUGAUUUAAGUACUGACGUUGGGGUAAACCGUGAUGGCCUGCAACAUCCUCACGCUCAACUGUGAACUCAACCCGAAAGAAAGCCUAUUGAGAUGAAAUUUCCUUUCAAAAUGUGAUCAUAUUUAAACUGUGUUAAUGUGAUACAUUUUCAAACUUUUGAGUACAUUUUUGUUUUUAAAUUAUGUAAAGUGUGUUUUUAUUUUAUGCAAAUCAACAAACAAUCACUGUGAGGCAAUGCGAUGUUGUGACUUCCAGUCCUGGAAGGACUUCUGCUUUAAAGCUUAUAGGGUAGAAGUUGUCUGUAAAACAGCUUCACUUUAAAAUCCAAAUUUUGCUGAUUCAUCAAUCGUAAUCUAAAUUCCAUUUAGUGACAGUGUGAUGUCUUAAAUUUGCUUUUUUCAAAUUGCUUGAUCAUGCUUCUUUUGCCGAUUUUGAAGUGCACACUGUAACUUGAACUGAUUUAGGAUAUUAAUGCAUAUCUGAAUGUGUAAUACAUCUCAAUCGCUUGAAAUACCAAAGCAAAGGAACACGCACAAUCAGCGCUGCUUCUGAUCUGAUUUGUAGUGCAAAUAAGGGCUUUAAUUAAUGCGUUCACAAUCACAUCAAUAUGCCGUUAAGAUGUGAAGCACAAGACUGUUACAGUUUGCUUUGAACCAAAAAUCAAAAACCACACGGUCUUCCAAUUUUGUUGUAUGAUCUGUAUAUCUUGACUUUUUGACUUCCUGGUUCUGAUUCCACAAUGAAUAUAAUAUUUUUGAACCAAUUUUAUACAAACCAUCGUAUGUGCUCAAUAACCAUAGGUUACUCUGAAAGAAGCAGAUGUCUGUCUUUUCUUUUUUUUUUUUUUUUUUUUUUUUUUUUUUUAUGGAGUAGUGUUUUGAAUAAGCACAAUAAAACAGUUCAGGUGAUUCCUAAAUGCAUAGUUGUGUUUUUAUUUUAAUAACAGUUUUGUUGUGGAUGGGUUUUCAAAUGGAGCUAUAUACAGACGGUCUGAAUAGUAGUUUUCUUUUUUUGAGGGGAUGAACCGAGUUGGAUUCAAGCGCCGAGCUAAGCCGUGCUCAGUCUCACAGCAAAGAUGAGGAUGGAUGGCCGCAUAGU